UAUUAGGUAAACAGGUGUUAAUGUUAGGUAUAUUUAGUUUUCAAGGCUGUACUUUUUUGAAGCUUUCAAACUGAGCCGCUUCUCUAAUAGUAUUUUUUAAGAUAAUUAAAAUUUGAUUUGUUAAAGAUCAAUCCAUUCUUAUCUGCUAUUCUUUGCUCGCUGCUGUAAUUUUUAGAUCAGGUAAGAGUUUCUUUCCGGGAGUAACAAGUUAAGGAAGAAACGUGGAAGACAUUCUUUUAUAAUUUUACCAAUGAUUACAUGUGAUAUAGAUCCUGAUGUUGCUCGAUGGGAUCUCCAAGAUAUACAAGUUUGUGUAUAUAGCCAUUCUGGUGCCCGUUGUAGUAUUACUCAGUAUGACAAAUACAAUAGUCAAACUGUGCAGAUUAGAGAGGGUUGUUAUGAACCUGAAUGUGUAAAUGUAGAGAAUGAUGCUGUUAUUGCGCAUGCCCUGCAAGAGGAACUCUCACGAGUCGCUGCUGCAGAGGCAUCCGGAUUUACUAAUCCUAGCCGAGACUCUAUUCUUUCCCAAGAUUGGUUUGGCCUUCAAGGAAGACAACAUGGUUCUGAUUGUGAAGAUGAAGUUAAUCAUGGGACGAGGGAUUUAGAUGAUUUUAUAAGUGAACAAGGUGGUAAUUAUGGCAUGGGAGACAACCUUUAUCAUGGUGAAGACAUGUUGCGUAUAGAUACAAUCGACGAGUCAUCUGUUCUUGAUGAUGAAGUAGAGAAGAGGUUGAAUGACAUGGUUCCUAUUCCUCAUGUACCUAAAAUUAAUGGAGAUAUACCAUCGGUUGAUGAAGAGAUUUCAGACCAUCAAAGGCUGCUUGAUAGGUUGCUGUUGUAUGGUCUGGUUGAGAAUAAGGUUCAUGGUGAUGGUAACUGUCAGUUUCGCUCUUUGUCAGAUCAACUUUACCGUUCUCAAGACCACCACAGGUUUGUGAGGCAGCAAGUUGUUUCCCAGCUUAAAUCAAAUCCGGAGAUGUAUGAGGGUUAUGUUCCAAUGGCUUAUGGUGACUACUUGAAGAAAAUGAACAAGACCAGUGAAUGGGGGGAUCAUCUUACAUUGCAAGCAGCUGCCGAUUGGUAUGGGGUGAAGAUAUUUAUACUAACUUCAUUCAAGGAUACAUGUUAUAUUGAGAUCCUUCCACAUUAUCAAAAGUCUGAACGAAUUAUUUUCUUGAGUUUCUGGGCUGAGGUGCACUACAAUUCCAUAUAUCCUGAAGGAGAACUGCCUAAGAAAAAGAAGAAAUGGUGGAUGGUUUGAAGAUGUUUAGCACUUCAUUUAACUUUCCAAGGAGUUCAAAGAAAACAUCAAGCAUCUUUUUCCAAGUUCUAUUUUUGUGUAUAUAGAGAUAGAAUACCAUCUUUGAUUGUAAAUAAGUGUAUGUAAUGAUAUUUUCUAUUCAUUUUUAUUUACUUCUAAAACUAUUAGUUCUUGUGAUAUUAUUAAGAUUAUGAGACACAUUUGCUAAUAUUGUUUGUGAAGCCUAAAA
Gossypium arboreum is the source of this 1490-nucleotide messenger RNA. RefSeq names its product OVARIAN TUMOR DOMAIN-containing deubiquitinating enzyme 9-like. Lineage: Eukaryota; Viridiplantae; Streptophyta; Magnoliopsida; Malvales; Malvaceae. Gene Ontology annotation, molecular function: cysteine-type deubiquitinase activity. The transcript has 11 exons. The coding region runs from base 251 to 1261 and encodes 336 amino acids. Gene Ontology annotation, biological process: protein deubiquitination. The record is from RefSeq and is a predicted model, not a curated record.